Molecule: messenger RNA, 3016 nt
Organism: Marchantia polymorpha subsp. ruderalis
Lineage: Eukaryota; Viridiplantae; Streptophyta; Marchantiopsida; Marchantiales; Marchantiaceae
Source: the annotation of a GenBank genome assembly
CGCUCGACGAAAUGUGAAGAUGAUAUAUGUCUACGGCUUGGAUAGUGUUUUAUAUGUACCAGCCUUGGGAUUAUGCCAUGCCUUGUGCCUUAAAAUUUAUCCGAGAAACUAGCGAAUCACAUCCACUGAGAAAGGCUGAAAUUUUUUUCAAAAAAACUUCGUUGCUGGAUGUGAUCUGGUUUCAUCUUGUCGAAAAGCGUUGUUUAAACAUUUCAAAGAUUUGACCAUGCGAAAAACAUUGUUCAUAGACUUCUCGUGUGAGAUGCCGUUGAUUGAUGAACGAUGCCUGUUUCAACAUUAGUAAUUCACUCGACACGCACAUCUUCUGGCAUCCGAAACAGCACAGGGGGUUCACGUGAAUCCCAGUUCAGCUUCAUCGUGACUAAACUGUUUUCUGAAAUUGUAAUUUGCGGACAUGAGAGGUCCCCUGUCUUCAGAAUCAACUUGCAUGAGUGUUUGCAAUCUGAAGGUCGAUGAGUGACUGCGUUCACUGGCACAGAACGACGUCCAGAGUUCCAGUCAUGAACUCAGAACAUGUUGCGAGGGAUUUCAUAUGUAAAUUAAGUAUGGCGGAGCCGGAGGAGGCGUGCCAAUGCAGAAGAUGUGACUCGAAUUGAGGUCCGUGAUGAGCGUUGCUGCUGCUGGAUCCAGCAAGAGGGAAAACACGCACGUUUCUCAGCGUCCUCGGAGUCCAGCUGCAGCUCCCGGACUAUAAAGCUCUCAAAGAGAGAGCAUGUCGUCAGACUGAGUCCAUUACAUCUCGUCUCAACAAGGUACUCGACAGCUUAUAACCGGCAAAAUCCAACUCGAGAGCUCAGUUCUGAUUGAGAAACAAUGGCGGCGCUCGGCUGCUGGAAAACCCCGGUGCUCGUAGCAGCAGCAUUCGUGCUGCUGUUCGCGAGUCCAUCGUCGGCCGAGAGAGCCAAAGGUAUUAUCGCCUCCCUGAAGCAUGCGGACCACCAUCCCGACUCGCCACUCCACAAAUCCGAGGCCACAUUCGACGAGAGGGUCCGCAACGCCAUGAAGGGCAGCAGCGCCCGAGUGGCCAGCAUCAAAAACAUCGUGGCGAGCGGGAUCACUCCGAGAGGAGUACCAUUCGACGCGGCCUCCGAGAGCACCGCAAGGUCGGGCAGCUUCGAGACUGCCGUCAGUCCAUCGCCGGGGAGCUACAUCAUGAGCAUAUCCCUGGGAACUCCCCCGCAGACGAGGACCGCCAUCGUCGACACGGGAAGCGACCUCGUCUGGCUGCAAUGCGCCCCCUGCACGUCCUGCUACCGGCAGCCGGACCCGGUCUUCGACCCCAGCAAGUCGACCACGUACAGGAAGGUCCGGUACUUCAGCUACCUGUGCCUGCAGCUGCCCUCGGUCUCCUACAGCGGCGGCUACUGCUCGUACCGCUACGGCUACGGCGACCAGUCGACCACGCAGGGCGAUUUCGCGCUCGACACGCUCACGCUCACUGCAGUCGACGGAUCCACGCAGUCGGUGCCCAACUUCGCCUUCGGCUGCGGGCACAAGAACCAGGGGACAUUCUCGGGAACCGAUGGGCUCGUCGGGCUCGGCCGCGGCGACGUAUCCUUCAACGAGCAGAUCGGGGAACUCAUCGGGUCCAAAUUCGCUUAUUGUCUGGUGGAUCUCUUCGGGUCCGCCGCCGAGUCCAGCCCGCUCAUCUUCGGAGACGCCGCGCUGUGGACCGCCGAGGGACUGGGACUGCGGUAUACCCCUCUCGUGCGCAACCCGUGGGCCGACACCUUCUACUACGUGAAGCUGAACGGGAUCGCGGUGAACGGCCAGCCGGUGGCCGGGAUCCCCGCCGGCGCGUUCAAGCUGGACAUCCUCACGGGCCGCGGCGGAGUGAUUCUGGACUCCGGCACGACCAUUACGCACCUCGUCCAAUCGGCGUACGCGCCCCUGCUCGGCGCGCUGCAGGCGCUCAUCGCCUACCCGCAAGUGGACGGCUCGCAGAUCGGGCUGGACCUCUGCUACGACCUGUCGGGCGUGCCGAGCCCCUCGUUCCCCGCCGUCACGCUGCAGUUCCAGGGCGUCGACGUCGUGCUGCCGGCGAACAACGUCUUCCUGCAGGUGGACAACCGCGGCACCACGUGCCUGGCCUUCGCCGGCACCUCGGGCUUCACGAUCGUCGGCAACAUCCAGCAGCAGAACUUCUACUACCUCUACGACGUCGAGAACGAGCGCGUGGGCAUCGCUCCCGUCGACGCUUGCGCCUCCGUCUCCACCAAAGUGGCCGCUGCCAAGGACGAGCUUUGAUGCAGGCGAGCCGAGAAUGAAAGAUCUCCCAUGGAUGCGAUUUGUAUUUGUUGCCACGCUCGGGAAGUCUCUUACUCGUCCAAAAUCGAUGGAUUCGGUUUCUAUCCAGACUUUGUAGCUUGGUGAUUGAAUAAAUGGAAUGGUUGUGGUCUUGCUCCGGCUCGUGUCCGAAUUGACCAGAACACACGACGUGCAUCGGCGAGAGAUUAUGCUCACGUUUGUAGGCCUGGAUAGAGCAGUCUGGGGAGACGACCUGCCGAGGUAGAGCUGGAGAGGAUGGAAAGUGGCGAAUCAGGAUCUCCAGAAGCGGGGGUGCAACCACUGUACAGCGGAAUAGAAUCGGAGAAGGGGGAGUGUUGAAGAGACAGUCAAAAUAAAUCAGUAGUUUUCGAGAUCCCCGUUGCUUUAGGGUGAACUGUGUAGUUUGUAUAUGACCAUGCUCUCUUGAACACAUAAAUAUUGAAUUUCGACCAAUCAAAUUUGCUCAAUGGCGAUCGAGUUUGUAUGCCGAGGAAAAUUUUGGGAGUCGGAGUAAAAUCAUGGCAUUAUGAGUUUGGAUGAGUUCGGUCGCUUCCAAAGAGACCUGUCCAUUUCAAAGCUGUUGUACUUUGUUCAGGGUCUGCUCACACCAGCAGACCCUGAACACAGAAGCGGAAGUUAAAAUGACUGAAAUUUGGAACUGAAUCGGAGUGGAUCCGUGCGUAGGAUGAGUGCCCUACGCACGUGCUAGGCCACAGUGACAUCUCUC